Sceloporus undulatus (fence lizard) is the source of this 2165-nucleotide messenger RNA. Its product is annotated as CCN family member 1-like. Gene Ontology annotation, cellular component: extracellular region. NCBI's taxonomy places the organism in Eukaryota, Metazoa, Chordata, Lepidosauria, Squamata, Phrynosomatidae. Gene Ontology annotation, molecular function: protein binding. Gene Ontology annotation, biological process: signal transduction. The record is from RefSeq and is a predicted model, not a curated record.
GGAAGUAGUAGGAUUCUGAAGCGUGGCGAAGGUGCCAUCCUGAUGGGGACAACUUUGCAGCAGCAAUUCUAAGCUACGGAUAUUUUCUCCAGCAGCCAUUCCUCCUGGAUUAAUUUCCCUGGUCAUUUUAAAAGAUCUAGUUUGCAUAAUAAUAAUAAUAAUAACAACAACAACAACACAGUCCCACUUUUCCUAGUCUUAUUUUUGCAUCACCCAGCAAUGAGGGUCUCUGCUUUGCUGCUGGUGCUGCCUUUGCUGCUUUUGGGGGUCUCUCAGGUGGCCUCCCACUGCCCUUCCACCUGCCGUUGCCCCCCAGGCCUGCUUCAAUGCCCCCCCGGGGUCAGUUUAGUGCUGGAUGCCUGCGGCUGCUGCCAAGUCUGUGCCCGGCAGCUCAACGAGGAUUGUGACAAGCUCUCGCCCUGCGAUCCCCACAAGGGCCUGGAGUGCAACUUUGGGGCCGACCCUUUGGCUAACCGGGGCAUCUGUUGGGCAAAGCAUGAAGGCCGAACUUGUGAAUAUAAUGGCCGAAUCUACCAGAAUGGGGAGAAUUUUCAGCCCAGCUGCAAACACCAGUGCACUUGCAUUGAUGGGGCUGUGGGCUGUCAACCGCUCUGCCCACUAGAGCUGCAUCUGGUCUCCCUUGGCUGCCCCAGCCCCCGGCUCCUGAAGGUACCUGGCCAGUGCUGCAAGAAAUUUGUGUGCAGCAAAGGGCCCAAGAAGUACGGAGGGGUCACUUUUGAGUACAUUGCAAAUGGAGAAGCCAAUGGCAAUGAGCUCAUCUACGUGGGCAAAGGUGGGCACUGGAAGAAUCUGCCAGCAUGGAGGCCACGCUUCCAGGGUCAGGUUGCUAAACAGCAGCACAAAUGCUUGGCUCAGACCUCCAGCUGGUCACCAUGCUCCAAGACCUGUGGCUUUGGCAUCUCUACCCGUGUCACCAGCGACAACCCUCAGUGCAAACUGGUCAAAGAGACCCGACUCUGUCAGAUCAGGCCCUGUGGCCAACCUGAUUUCACAAAGCUAAAGAAAGGCAAGAAGUGCCUGAGGACACACAAGGUACAGGAGCCAGUGAGGUUCACCUAUGCCGGGUGUAAGAGCCCACGCCGUUUCCAGCCCAGUUUCUGUGGGGCCUGCCUAGAUGGGCGCUGCUGUGUGCCCUUGCGCACUCGCACGCUGAGUGUGCCCUUCCAUUGCCCUGAUGGCAGCUCAUUUUCCAAGAACAUCAUGAUGAUCCACAGUUGCCAGUGUGGCCCAGCUCACUGCCCACUUCUCAAUGAAGCUGCCAUGGGCCCUCAGUACCAACUCAAUGGAGACAUUCACAAGUUUUUAGAGUAAGGGAGCUGCCUGCUGCCGCUGCUGCUUCUGCUGUUGCCGCUCACUGCUGGUGGCUCUGGACCCAAGUUGAUAUUUCAAAUGACUUUGGGACAUUCCUGUAGUCCCUCUGCUUGAUCUGUUUGGGAACCAGGAUGUUGUGUACCUGCCCUGCUCUCAUGAAUACCAUGACAACUAAAAUUCUGAAGGCAACAUGGAUUUUGGAGGCAUACCAAUUUCUCCAUAUUGCAGGAGCAGGGAUUACAUUGUGCCAUUUUAGGAGCUUGGAUAUUCUGCCAUUUUGAGGAACAGAUGUCACAGCACUGGGCUCCAUCUCUCCAUUCAGUCUAGCCAGGCUCAGGCUGGACCUGAGCCUCAGAUGAUCAGAGUGAGGGUCAGAGAAAGAACCCCCCUCCCCAACCACCCCAUAUCAAACAAAUUUCCAAUUGUUUUUGGCUACUGUGCUAGGAGGAAGCAAGAAGCAUGACCCCUCAUCCUAAUGUGUUACAGGACCUCUGGUAGGAUUUCUGGUUCAGGUUGCCACUUUCUAAGAUGGAUCCCGCCGACAUCCUCCUCUAGGUUCUGGUGUUGGGAAGAGCAAAGGAGAACCCAAACUACAGCUACAUCGGAAUGCGGGGCUUGGGUCUGCAAGAGGUGUCUCCAAAAGAACAAUGCAUGUAGUUUCAUUCAGAUCAGCAUCUGGAAAUACAGCCCCAUGAAUAUGGAGUGAAUCAGAGCUCUGGCACAAAGCUGAAAUUCAUGGUUUUGGUUUUUUACUCUGUAGAUUUUCUGAGGAAGUGGCCAAACAAGCAAAAGUCAACCAGGAUCUGUUUCCCACUAAACUCCUACUGCCUGCC